Molecule: messenger RNA, 1624 nt
Organism: Amborella trichopoda
Lineage: Eukaryota; Viridiplantae; Streptophyta; Magnoliopsida; Amborellales; Amborellaceae
Gene: SYP111
Product: syntaxin of plants 111
Biological process (GO): exocytosis; vesicle fusion; intracellular protein transport
Cellular component (GO): plasma membrane; SNARE complex; endomembrane system
Molecular function (GO): SNARE binding; SNAP receptor activity
Source: RefSeq, a predicted model, not a curated record
AUCUUUUUGGCCUGGCGAUCAAGCAUCUCUCUUUCUCCUGGCAAAUAAGCAUCUCUCUCUCGCUGCACGACCACAGAAAAUAUCCAGAAAAACAGACCCUGCUCCAACAAGAAAAUAUUGAAAUCAAGAAAUUCAAUCGAGCAUCUCUCUCUCUGCACGCCACAUAACACUCUCUAGACCCUGCUACAAAAAGAAAAUAAAGGCGACAAAAUGAAUGAUUUGAUGACCAAAUCGUUCACUAGCUAUGUGGACCUCAAGAAAGAGGCCCUCAAAGACCUGGAAGCCGGUCCUGAUCUUGAAAUGGAAGCUCAAUUCAGCAGCACAGAUCAAAACCUAAUCCCCUUCUUCAAAGAAGUUGGAGCCAUCAAGGAUGAGAUGGAGGCCAUCGAGCUUCUCCUGGAGAAGUUGAAGGAAUCCAACGAAGAAACAAAGAGAAUCCACAAACCAGAAGCCCUCAAAUCUCUCAGAAAUAGGAUCAACAGCGAUGUUGUCAAUAUUCUAAAGAAGGCAAAAACCAUCAAAAUCAUGCUCGAAGAGCUGGAUAGGCAGAACUUGGCAAACAGGAGACUCUCAGGAUUCAAAGAGGGUACCCCACUUGACAGGACAAGGAGCUCAGUGACAAAUGGCCUAAGAAAGAAACUGAAAGAGUUGAUGAUGGAUUUUCAGGCUCUCAGGCAAAAGAUAAUGGUAGAGUACAAAGAGACAGUAGAGAGAAGAUAUUUUACUGUAACAGGGGACUAUGCGAGCGAAGAGAUGAUAGAGAAUAUCAUAUCGAGUGGACAGAGUGAGAGCUUCUUGCAAAAAGCCAUUGCAGAACAGGGGAGAGGUAAGAUAUUAGAGACCGUAAAUGAGAUACAGGACAGGCAUGAUGCCGCGAAGGAGAUAGAGAGGAGCUUGCUGGAGCUUCAUCAGGUGUUUCUGGACAUGGCUGUUAUGGUGGAGGCUCAGGGUGAGAAGAUGGACGACAUCGAGCACCAUGUUAUGAAUGCGGCGACCUAUGUCAAGGAUGGCACCAAGAACCUCAAGGCUGCAAAGGAAUACCAGAGGAGCAGUAGGAGGUGGAUGUGUUUUGGGUUGACUCUGCUCCUUGCUCUCAUCUUCUUUGUUAUUGUUCCUAUCAUCACCAGCUUGAGCAACUCCUAGAGUUAUUUAUUUUAUUUUUCUUUAUUUAUUUAUUUUUGGGGUGGGGGAUAGUUAUGUGUGUGAAUCUCGUUUGGAGUAAGACUUGGUUUGUAAUUUGCUGUAAACUGGGUUUAAGUGGGGAUCAUGGAUUUCAUAGGGAUUGGAGUUCUGCUCAAGCUCCAGCUUUAUGAGGAGAUAUAAGGCUUUCCUUUUCAACUCCCAGCUUUAUGAGGAGAUAUAAGGGUUUCCUUUUCAGGUGUUAUUUCUACUUCAUGGUGGUGGUUGAAUUUUGUUGCAGAUCACUAGCAAUGGUUUGAUUUCAUAAUGAAAUUAUUUGUAAUUCUGCUCAAGCUCCAGCUUUAUGAGGAGAUAUAAGGCUUUCCUUUUCAACUCCCAGCUUUAUGUAGGAGAUAUAAGGGUUUCCUUUUCAGGUGUUAUUUCUACUUCAUGGUGGUGGUUGAAUUUUGUUGCAGAUCACUAGCAAUGGUUUGAUUUCAUAAUG